Molecule: messenger RNA, 942 nt
Organism: Clonostachys solani
Lineage: Eukaryota; Fungi; Ascomycota; Sordariomycetes; Hypocreales; Bionectriaceae
Source: the annotation of a GenBank genome assembly
AUGGCAAUAUCAUCCUACCAGCUGUACAUGCUCAAAGACAAGCGCUUCGAAAGAGAUAUCUGGAUGUACCGCGCCAAGGCGCUUCGCGGGUUUCAAUAUGAAAUUGCACGCUUUCGAGAAGACAGUCAGUCAUCCAAGGGGUGGGAGCAAGUCAUUGCCACCUUGAUUAUGCUCACCUUUUUCGAUCACGAAGCCUUUGCGAGGACAGCUUACGAUAUCCUUGAUCCCCAUGCGGCGUGUGUGUCCUGGUUCCCACCUGGACUCGAGGUCGGCAUGACGGUUAUCGAUGCGCUGCUGGGAUGCUCACCUGAGCUAAUUUCCUUGAUACUGGAAAUAUCCAACCUCGCAGAGCAAAGAUUGUCAGUCGCAAGCGCAACCAACGGUAUUUUCGAGGGCAAAUCUUGGCGAGAGCGGGGGCAGGUCACUUGUGCUUGGCGCAACAACAUCGAGAGACGCCUCUACUUUUUGGAACAGGUCCUGCCAUGCUCAACUUCUCUCUCCAUAGACUGCGACCAGCAUGGCCAAAGUGCCAUUGAAGAGCUCGGCUAUAUUGCGGAGACGCGCCGGUUGUCAGCACUGGUGUACAUGUAUUCAAGGCUCGACCGUAUCCCUCCAGGGUUCUCACCCAUCGACAACCUGACUUCACAAAUACUGGCCCUGAUACCGAAAAUAUCCCUCCGCUCCCAUGCCCUGCUGUGGCCUCUCUUCGUCGUGGGGACCAUGGGUAUUGGAGUGGUCAACCCGGAGAGUGGAGACGCACAGAGAAUUUUUGUGAUGGAAAGACUUGUGAGCUUGCAGCAGACGCGACAGCUCAAGAACGUCAGGCGGGCAAGAGAGAUCGUAGAGGCUGUUUGGAAAAUGCGUGAUCUGCAAGGUCCAGAAUACAUGGGCGGGUGGUACGAUAUCGGGCGGGUAGAGAGUUAUGGUGUGAGCUUAUGUUAG